Molecule: messenger RNA, 10791 nt
Organism: Loxodonta africana (African savanna elephant)
Lineage: Eukaryota; Metazoa; Chordata; Mammalia; Proboscidea; Elephantidae
Gene: SLC9D1
Product: transmembrane and coiled-coil domains 3
Exons: 14
Coding region: 186-2246 (686 amino acids)
Biological process (GO): potassium ion transmembrane transport; proton transmembrane transport
Cellular component (GO): membrane
Molecular function (GO): potassium:proton antiporter activity
Source: RefSeq, a predicted model, not a curated record
CUGCGGCGGGCCGGUGUUCGCGGCCGGGGGCGCGCCGCCCACGAUAGGGGCUGGAUGGCGGAGACAGGUGAUGCUGCGGCUGGAACGUUCAGGGAAGCUGCCGCCUCCUCUGCGCUGGAAAUGUGUUUCUAAAAUGCAACUUAAGCAUAGCAGAACUCUUUGGACUGCCUUUCCUUGUCCUCUAUAUGUGGAACAUGAAGGUAUCAGGAAAAAAAUAUCUCUGGCUGUUGCUCUCAUUACUUCACUUGAUAGCAAAUGCUGCAGAACAUGAAGAGGUAGCAAAGCAUGCAAUCAAGUUACAUCGAGGAAAAGGAGCAGCUGUCACUCAGAGAAGACAGUGGGUCCUCAACAACUGUAGAAAGCUGACUGGGCUUCUUCGCCAAAAGAAUGUGGUCCUAAACAAACUGAAAAAUGCAAUCAGAGCAGUGGAAAAAGAUGUUGGACUCUCAGAUGAAGAGAAGUUGUUUCAGGUGCACACAUUUGAGAUUUUUCAAAAAGAGCUGAAUGAGAGUGAAAAUUCAGUCUUUCAGGCUAUCCAUGGACUCCAGCGAGCCCUCCAGGGAGAUUACAAAGAUGUCGUAAAUAUGAAAGAAAGCAGCAGGCAGCGACUGGAGGCUCUGAGAGAAGCUGCAAUAAAGGAAGAGACAGAAUAUGUGGAACUUCUGGCAGCAGAAAAGCAUCAAGUUGAAGCCCUUAAAAAUAUGCAACAUCAAAACAAAAGUUUAUCCAUUCUUGAUGAGAUUCUUGAAGAUGUAAGAAAGGCAGCCGAUCGUUUAGAGGAGGAGAUAGAAGAACAUGCUUUUGAUGACAAUAAAUCAGUAAAAGGAGUCAAUUUUGAGGCAGUUCUCAGAGUGGAAGAAGAAGAGGCCAAUUCCAAGAAAAAUAUAACAAAACGAGAAGUGGAAGAUGAUUUAGGUCUUAGUAUGCUAAUUGACUCCCAAAAUAACCAGUAUAUUUUGACCAAGCCCAGAGAUUCAACCAUCCCACGUGCAGAUCACCACUUCAUAAAGGACAUUGUUACCAUAGGAAUGUUGUCUUUACCUUGUGGCUGGUUGUGCACAACAAUAGGAUUGCCUACAAUGUUUGGUUAUAUUAUUUGUGGUGUACUUCUUGGACCAUCAGGACUAAACAGUAUUAAGUCUAUUGUACAAGUGGAGACAUUAGGAGAAUUUGGCGUGUUCUUUACUCUUUUUCUUGUUGGCUUAGAAUUUUCCCCAGAAAAGCUGAGAAAGGUAUGGAAGAUAUCCUUACAAGGACCAUGUUAUAUGACCCUAUUAAUGAUUGGAUUUGGCUUAUUGUGGGGACAUUUCUUACAGAUCAGAGCCACUCAAAGUGUCUUCAUUUCUACUUGUUUAUCCUUAUCAAGCACACCCUUAGUGUCUAGAUUCCUUGUGGGUAGUGCUCGAGGUGAUAAAGAAGGUGACAUUGACUACAGCACUGUGCUGCUUGGUACGCUGGUGAUGCAGGACGUGCAGCUUGGAUUGUUUAUAGCCGCUAUGCCGACCCUCAUCCAAGCAGGAGCAGGUUUUUGCAUCCGAGUUCAUGAGAGAUACUGCAUUUUCAUGGAAAUACUGCGAAUACUGGUUUUGAUUGGUCAGAUUCUCUUUUCGCUAGCAGCUGUUUUUCUUUUAUGUCUUGUUAUAAAGACUUAUCUCAUAGGACCAUAUUAUCGAAAGCUACAUAUGGAAAGCAAAGGGAACAAAGAAAUCCUAAUUUUAGGAAUAUCUGCUUUCAUCUUUAUAAUGUUAACGAUCACAGAGCUAUUAGAUGUUUCCAUGGAACUGGGCUGUUUCUUGGCUGGAGCACUGAUCUCUUCUCAAGGCCACAUGGUUACUGAAGAGAUUAUGUCAUAUAUUGAACCUAUUCGUGACUUUCUGGCUAUCAUUUUCUUUGCAUCAAUAGGGCUUCAUGUUUUCCCUACUUUUGUAGUAUAUGAACUCACUGUCCUGAUGUUCCUUACUUUGUCAGUGGUGAUCAUGAAGUUUGUUUUGGCAGCGCUAGUCUUAUCUCUCAUUUUGCCAAAGAGCAGCCAGUAUAUCAAAUGGAUUGUCUCCGCUGGGCUGGCCCAAGUCAGUGAGUUUUCUUUUGUUCUGGGAAGUAGAGCACGAAGAGCAGGAAUCAUUUCUCGGGAGGUCUACCUCCUUAUAUUAAGUGUGACUACUCUUAGUCUUUUACUUGCUCCAGUAUUGUGGAAAGCUGCAAUUAUGAAAUGUGUACCAAGACAAGAAAGACGAUCAAGUAUCUGACAGACUCAGUAACACUGAAAUAAUAAACAACUUUGAAAAAAAGCAAACCUCUGUACAAGAAAGCAGAAAUCAGACAGUUGUAGAAUUCUUACAAGCUUUAUACAUUGGGAACAAAAUAACACUAUAAUAAAGGGCUGGUGUCUUCAUAUUUGCCCAGCCUUUACUCAAUAGCCUUUGUCAUAUUCUAGAACCUUCCAGAGUGAUUUAUAUGGAGUCAAUUGAUUACGCACGGUAGAAAUGUAACAUUGCGUUGUAUAUAUCGCCUUGACUAUUUUGCCUGGAUGUGCCUUUCUUUCUGAAAUUAAUGUUAACUUUCUAUGGUUAAUUCAUCAGUUCAUGAUUUUGGGGGAAGAAAGAAAAAUUAGAAAGGUUUUUAAUUUAUUGGGCAACUUUAGAGUUGUAAUCUGUUCGUCAAAUAUUUGCUAUUAAGCAUUUCUGUGAUGUGAAAUUUUAAUUCCGGCAAUGUGUUUGGAAUCUUACUUUUAAUCCUUAAAACCUAUGUUUUCUAAAAUGAAAUGAAUAUAUUAUAGAUGUCUAUUAGCUUUUUACCAUAACAAUUUUAAAUAAAAUAGUUUCACGUCUGUUUUUAUUAAGUAUGUGAUUAUUUUAAAAUACUUGGCUUUAGAUGGAAAGAAUAUGCAUUCUUUAAUAAAGAUAAUUUAUGAUCAGGGUAUAUUAAUUGAAAAUCUUUUUUUUUUCAAGUUUUUGUUAAGCUAAUCUUUGCAUAAAAUACCAACAAAUUUUUUUAUAACAUGAUUUAUAUAUUACCAUGUUAUUCUCCAAGAGACCAGGUUAAUGCAGUGCUAUUGAACAAAACCUAAGUUCUAACUUUGAUAUUUAAAAUAUGUGUUGUGGCUAAUGUAUGCCCUAUUUUAGAAAGCCAUACAGGGGAAAGUCUGGAGUGACAAAAAUGUUAGUUAGGAAUUGCAGAUUAAUCAGUAAUAUAAAUUAAAACACUUUGAAGUAAGAUGAAGUAAAUUUUAUCUGAAGUAAAUCAAUGGAGAAAUAAUUUUGUAAAUGUGUUUAUUUUUAGAAAUAAAGCAUUGGUUUUAGUAGGUUCUAAAUUACACCAAAUUGUCUGCCACCAUCAGGAACUGAUUACCUAAUAAGCAAGGUAAGCACGUGCUUAGAACAUUAACAAAACGGAGGCACCAGCUGCCAAAGCAGAGAGCCAUAGACGCCAGCAGACAGGACAAAAGGAAAAACGAGUGCCACGGUGGAAGGGAAAUGACAGGGCACUAAGUGAAAUUGAUACCAUUUUAUAAGUUUUGUAUACAAUAACAAAUUAUACUUUACUUUUCAUUUUGGACCUAUUGGGUAUAGCCUCACAUUCAGUUCUCUCUCAUCAACCACGUAAGAGCACGCCAGCAACACUAUCAUCACCUGACUCGUGACGUAUCUGGUCCUGUCCAGAGCAAACCAAAUCUUCAGAUCGAGCAUACCCUUGUAUUUGUAUUGUGCUCUUUGUGAUCGCUCUUGCCCUUGUCAAUUAUCAGCAGUAAUCCAAUGAACUGUGAAGAGACAGCAUCAAAGGAUGGAAAGUAAGCACACAAGUGGAGAUCUGCAAAGGGCCCCCUAGUAAACAUUGCACAACAAACGAGUGAAAUUAUUUCCAACUGCCUUGUAAGUACUAGUUUCUUUUACUAUCUCAGGCCUGAAGAACAAAAGUACAUGUUCCAAAUCAGCUUUUUUACUUACUAGUUUUCAAAUAUAAAUUUUCAUGUUAAUGUCAAAAUUUGAGAAUGUGAAUUUUAUUUUAUAAAUUCUACUUGUUUUGUAAAUUUUAUUUAUUUUCAAUUAUUCAAAUUUAUUUGCUACAGUAGAACCAAAUUUUAAAAGCGACGUAAUUUUAUAUGCAGGUAAAAUGAAAUGGCAGUAACUUAAGUGGAGCGCAAAAAUGAAAGCUCACAGAAGAUAAGAAGAAAAGAAUUUGUCAAUCUCUAAAGACAGUUACAAAAUUAACUUCCUUUUUAAAAUGUGAUGAAUCAGAAGAGACUUCUUCCAUUGAAUGCUCGAGUUUAAGGGGUGCAGAUAAUUGUGCUGUUACCACUAGUGCUGAAAAUACUAUUAGCAAUACAUAGGUAACAGAAUUUUUCCAAAUUCUGCAUCUAUUCCUUACCGUAGUAAAAAAAAAAAAAAAAGUGUAGAAAUUGAAAUUACUUUAGUAUCUGAAAUUGUUGCAUCUUCAGACCCCAUAAAUAACAAAAAUACAGAUCCUGCUUGGUGGGAUAAUUUUUCUUCCAAUGAUGUAAGUUGUUGGAUCAAAAGAGGGCCAAGUGAUUGUCAACAUCACAGUGGACCAUUUGAAAAUUCAUGUCAAAAAUUUCAAGAUAGCAAACAAACAAGGUUCUGUAGCCAGAAUAUAUUUCUAGGGUGUAAAACUAAUGGUGAAAAUUGUAAGAGGGAGUGGCUACUGUAUUCUCCAUCAGUUGACCGUUUAUUAUUUUGUUUGCAAACUAUUCAGUCCUGACACAUUUAAUUCUUGAUUCACCGUGAAUGGAUUUAGCAAUUGUUGCAACUGGAAUAUGAUUGAUAAACAUGAAAACAGUUCAAUUCACAGAGAUUGUAUAUUAUCAUAUUUAAAAAGAAGACAUGGUUUUGGCUUAACUAAUGAACUGAAAACACAAAUUAAUGAAGAACAUCAGUAUUGGAAAGCUAUUUUACAACAUGUUGCUGUCACUGUAACAAUCGCUGAGUGUGGACUAUCUUUUCGAGGAAGAAAUGAAGUAUUUGGGUCCCCACAAAAUGAAAAUAUUUUAGGUUUACUUGUUGCUCACUUUGAUCCAUUUUUUAGCAGGUCACAUCUCAAAAUAUGGCAACAAAAGAAAGGGCAACCCAUCGUUUGUCUAAAAUUACUAAACUUAAGUGAUAAAGUUCAAUCAACUGUUUUCAGUGAAAUAAAGAUAGUUUGGCAUUUCAGGUUGUCUCUGGGUUCCAUUCCUCACCUUUCUCAUACAGAUCAGCUAAGUAUUGUUUUAAGAUACGUAUCUCCAACAGAAGGAAAACCUGUCAAGGGAUUUAUCACAGUUACUAGUUUAAAAAGUCAUACUGGCAAAGAAACUGCAAAUCGGAUACUUCACUAUUGAUGUGACAUUUGCAAAACUGACUUUUCUAAUUGCAGAGGCCAGUCCUAUAAUAAUAUUGCCAGUAUAUUAGGAUGUUAUAAAGAUCUGCAACAAGAAAUUUUAGAAGGUAAUGAAUAUGCCAUUUUCAUACCAUGUGCUAUGCAUUCACCUAAUCUCGUAGGACAUAGCACGGUAGAUUGUUGUCUGGAAGCAGUUGUUUUUUGUCUGCUGUUCAGUUACUCUAUACAUUUUUUGCUGCCUCUGCUCACUGAUGGGCAGUUCUUAAAACAUAUACAGACAGUGAUCAAAUAUUAAAAUGUCUUUCAAAUACACGUUGGGAAGCAUAUGCUGUAGCAAUGAGUGCAGUCCUGGAAGCAUACACUCAGAUUCUAGAUGCCAUAGAAAAUAUUGCUGAAGACCAGGCACAAAAAGGAGAUUCCAAAAGAGAAGCUGAAAACAUCGCCAACAAAAUGCAAACACUAGAGUAUAUAUUUAUGUUGGCUAUGUGGAAUAGUAUGUUGCAACAUUUUCAUCAGACAAGUCAAGCUCUGCAAGAUUCAGAAGUAAAUUUAAAGACUUGCACAGGUCUCUACCAGUCAUUAACAGCAUAUUUACAUAAUCUAAGAGAAGAUUUUGAAAGCACAACAAAACAAAUUCUGUCAAAUACUGAUUAUCAAGCAGUUCACCAUCACAGAAGCAUUAGAAAGAACCAAGUAAAUGACAGAAGUGCUCCAGAAGUAUUACUGAUCCAGAAAUCCAUUUUAUGUAACCACACACUACACCAUCAUUGACACAUUUGAAUCUUGCAUGAAAAGAAGGGUGAAAAUGCAUGAAGAUCUUUCAAAUAGAUUUUCCUUCUUAAACAAUGUGAACAUACUUGAUGAAGAAGAAUGUAUGAAGGCAUCCAAGAAAUUAGUGCAGACUUAUCCCGAUGGCUUAAAUACAAACCUUUACAGAGAAGUGCAACAAUUUUAUUCUUACAUGAAAACUAAGUUUACAGAUUAGGAAUGACAAAUUUUACUCACGAAGGCAUGUAUGAUUCCAUAAUAGAAGAUAAAAUACAGUGUAUUUCCCAAUGUUGAAAUUACACAUCUUCCUAACUUUAAUGAUCACAAACUGCACAAUGGAACAUUCAUUUUUGCCACUAAAUAAAAAAAAAAGAGAGACUCAAAAACCCCCAGUGUACAACAAUGAUUAAAGAAAGACUCAAUUGAUUAUCCUUGCUAUGUGUGGAAGUAGAUCCUCAGCAGCUUGAUUGUGAUUAAAUCAUUGGAGAAUUUGUAAGAGCAAAGAAUAGAAGUGUUUUUAAUUGUAACAUGUUAGAGAUGAAAGAACUAUCUAAAAAUAUAAUUUGUUGUAAUAUUUGUUUUCUGAUCAUUAAAUUUUCUUUUAUGAUAUCUUUUCAUCUGUUCAUUUAUAAUUAUAGCAUUUAUUAUGAAACAAACAUCAAAAUUGAAAUAUGAGCUGUUCAAAGCAAAAUUGGUGAAAGUCAAGUUUUCGUUGUGGGAGAGCAACAGAAUUUUACAUUGACUGUUGAAACAACUAAGUUCACUGACUCAUUUUCUUUGUUGUAUGUGAUGGCUAAGGUUGUGUGUUAACUUGGCUGGACCAUGAUUCUCAGUGGUUUGGCAGUUAUAUACUGAUGUAAUCACCUCCAUGAUGCAAUCUGAUAUAAUGUAAUCAUCUCCAAGUUGAGAUCUUCUCUGAGCAGCCAGUCAGCUGAAAGGGAGUUUCCUUGGGGGUGUGGCCUGCAUCCAAUAUAUGUGGACUUUCUGGCAAAGCUCGCUGGCUUUUGCUCUGCUCUGGAUCCUGCAUUCAGCUCGUUAUCAUCUGACCUCUAAUUCUUGGGAUUUGAGCCAGCUGCCUGCUCUCUUACCUGCCAAUCUUGGAUUUAUCAGCCUUUUUUUACGCAGGUAUGUGAGUUAGGCAAAGCCUCCAGCCUGACACCUGACCCGUGGACUUGGGACUUUCCAGCCUCUACAACCAUACGUGCCAUUUCCUUAAUAUAAACCUCUUUCUCUCUCUCUAUAUAUAUAUGUGUAUAUACAGACACACACACACACAAAAAACUUGUUGGGUCAAUUCCAGUUCAUAGCAACCCUACAGGAUGGAUUAAAACCGUCCCAUCGGGUUUCCAAGGAGCAGCUGGUGGGUUGGAACUGCUGACCUUUUGGUUAGCUGCUGUGCUCUUAACCAGUGUGCCACCAGGGGUCCAUUUCAUAUAUCUAUAUAUUUAUGUUUCACUAGUUUUGCUUCUCUAGAAAACCCAGUCUAAGACAUUGUAAAAUAUAUGGAAUAUUCUUUUAUUAGAAAAUGUGGUAUAUGAUAUAAAUCUUACUACCCAGUAUCCACUAAAAAUGUCAUAAUCCAAUUAAUCUCAUUCAGCUAAAAUGGCAUACACCACUUUUGCAUUCAAUCAUUAAGAUUAUAAUCACAUUUAAAAAGUUACAUCAUGGAUAGCUAAGACACAUAUAUGUGUGUAUGUAUUUAACUCACGUAAUGGUGAGAAGAGGAGGGGGCACCGCAGAUUAUCAAAGUUUGUGGGCUUCAUAUGUCUUAAUCCAGCCCUGAGCACCAUUUUCCUUUCCAUAUUGUUUGGCUGCAUUAAAUGUUGCAGAAUGUAAGUGAGGUGGUUUGGUCACGUCCCGUUUAUCUGAAAUUGACUUGUCCAUCAUUUUUUAUCCUGAAUGUCCUGUCACAACAUCUAUCACAUUUUAUCUGUUUUCACGCCUGUUUCCCCACCCAGGCAAAUGAUUAUACUGAAGGCUACUAGGUUAUGUUGAAAGCUAUUUGGAUAUGCUGUAUUUCUUUUUGUAUCUCCAACAUCUACGCCAGAGUCAGGAGCUUGUUAAAUUUCAUUGAACUAAAUGAACCCUAAUUGAUGGGGGUGAUAUUGUUUCCCCCAAAAUUGAAGUUAUUAUUCUGUGAGAAUGGCUUUGAAUCACAAGAAUAUGCAUUCUUUAGUAAAGAUCAUUUAUGAUCAGGGUAUAAUUCAUUUAAACUUAUUGAAAAUCUUUUUUUUUUAAUUAAGCUUUUUUCUUGAGCUAAUCUUUGCACAGAAUAUCAGUCUUUUCAUUAUAUGCAGUUAAUAAAAUUAUUUUUAAAACAUACUUAAUAAAUUAUAAUUAAUAAAAAUGUGUACUUAAUAACAAGAGGAAACACCUGUAGAGAAUCUGUGCCUAACUGAGAAUUCAGAUAUCUUGCUAAUACCUAAAUUGCCUACAGAGAAAUGCUUUUCAAAGAGUAUUGAAAUGAUCCCAUGACCUUUAAACUGCACUCAUCUACCUGGAGUCCGAUCCCUCCUACCUCCAGCCUUCAGGACUUUGCUCUAUUAACCAUUUAUCUUGCCGUUACCCUCUCUAUUAGUGACUUCCUCUAUAAACUUGCUCUACUUCUCGGCUCAAGUAGAUGCUUGAGACUAUGUGGGCAACUCCUGUCUGGAGGCGAGAUAAGAAGGAAGAGAGGGACAGGAGCUAGUUGGAGGGACACAGGGAAUACAGGGUGGAGAGGAGGAAUGUGCUGUCUCAUUAAGAGGAGAGCAGCUAGGAGGCGUACACAGCAAGGUGUGUAUCACCUUUUGUAUGAGAGACUGGCUUGAUUUGUAAACUUUCACCUAAAGCACAAUAAAUAAAUAAACUUGCUCUAGUCUGUCCCAUACUAAACUAACAGUAAAACCCUCUCUCGAACUAAUUCCUCUUUCUCUUCUUCUCAUCCAGCCAUCUGGAAAGGAGUAGACUACCCACUGCAGCACAGAUACUCCAGACCCAUCUACCUCCUAGUCCGUGUACCUCCUAGAUAAUACGGUACUUGAAUGGCCCAUACCAUUAAGCUGGCUUUGUUAUCCUCUUUCCAUGCCAAACCUGCUAUUCUUACAGCCUUCUGUACAAGUAAUAUGUGACUAGAAAACAGAGAAGGAGGAGGACAAACAGAUUUGGGGGAGGCAGUGAAAUACUGGUAAGUUCUGUUUAGACAUUGUGAGUUUGAGGUUGGCACAUUUUGCCAUAUAGCCUUGUUUCUAUUUUUCCCCAGUCAACGCUGCUGCUUCAUGAGCUUUCUAAGAUGUAGGUUUGAUUAUUUUUAGUUGAGCAUCCCCUGUAAACUUCUAUUAUCUGUACUUAGCUGUAUCCCACCCAUCCCCCAAUUACACUAUAAGCCCUGGAGGGCAGUAAACUUUCCCUGUCUUAAUUAUCUUUUUAUCUAGUUCCCAGCACAGUAUCUGUUAUAAAUUAGAUUAAAAAAAAAAUUGAAUAACCGUAAAUGUUUAGCUAAGAAGUCUCAGUAACAUAUAAAUUUAAAUUGUGAUAAACAGUAUUUCAGAGGAAUUUGUGCAUAUCGUGAUGUCUUUAAGGAGCCCUGAGGCACAAACAGUUAAGCCCUUGGGUGCUAAUCAAAAGUUUGGUGGUUCAAACCCACCCAGUGGCUCUGUGGGAGAUAGACCUGGCAAUCUGCUUCUCUAAAGAUUAUAGCCAAGAAAACUGUAUGGGGCAGUUCUACUCUGUCACAUAGGGUCGCUAUGAAUAGGAAAUCAACUUGAUGGCAUGCAACAAUGACAACAACAUGCUAUCUUUAGCUAACCAAUUUGGUUGUAUCUAAUCCAAAGAACAUACGGAUACUAGAAAUGAGGUACCCCCCAAAGUAAAGAUCAGUAAGUGUCCACCUGCCUUGAGGAGAGAGUGGGGAUAGUGGCUACUUCUUAGGCUGACUGCGGCCUCAUUAAGCAAACUUCUAGUUAAAAUUUGGGCAUCCAGAUACAUUUGCUAUAGGAAAAAUGUGAUGUUAACCAGCCUGAUAGUUACAUUUUCAUCAUAAAUUAAAAAAUUGAUCUGAUUGAUGAGUCAUUUCCUAAGAGAUGAACAUUUAAGACCAUACUUAGAGAACUGAGUUUCUGAAACUAGAACUUUUGAAAACCAGGCUGAGACAUAGUGUGUUGGCCACCUCAAAAAACACAAAUAAGUAAACAAUAACAAUAGCUUACACUUACUGAACCCUUGCCAUAUUUUAAGUAUUCCGUUAAGCACUUUGUAUGGAUUAUCAAGUCUCAUCUCAAGCUCUAACCUUAAACUUGCAUGAUCUCUUCCAGUUUGAUUUCUUGCUAAUUUCCUAAUAUAAGACAGCUAUAAUUAGACCAGUCUCCUCACUCUUUCUACACACAGGCCAUUUUUUUAUUUCUUAUUUUGUUUUUAUUAUCUUUUUUCAUCUGCUACCCAAGGCCUCCUCAUUUCUAUACCCUGAGCAAAGCUCAGUUUGUGACCCAUGUCCUUGAUGUGUUCCUCUGCUAUUCCCAGCAUCUAAUUCCAUAAGUACUGUAAUACUUAUUCAGUAGCAUUUUAGCACCCGUUUAUAUAAUGUUCUUAAUUUCAGGUGUCUAUAAGCACGAUCUCCUGAACUAGAUUUUAAACUUCUAAUAGGCAAUGACCGUUCACAUCUUUUAAUUUUCUUCGAGUUUUGUUUAUCAGUGCUGAGACUAAAGUAGGCAUUCG